Messenger RNA from Triticum aestivum (bread wheat), 1732 nucleotides. RefSeq lists its product as uncharacterized. The transcript is spliced from 5 exons. The record is from RefSeq and is a predicted model, not a curated record. NCBI's taxonomy places the organism in Eukaryota, Viridiplantae, Streptophyta, Magnoliopsida, Poales, Poaceae. Bases 229 to 681 code for a protein of 150 amino acids.
AAAACCCGCAGGAAACAACGAAGGAAGGAGCAGCGAAAAAAAAGGAUCUGCCUGUGACAGCCGCCCCUAUCUGUUCCCCAGUCCACGGCGUAGAUGCGCAUCCUUCUCUGAUCGCCGGGACCGAGACGCUGGGCUGCCGUAGCGCGUAGCAGCCGCGGGAGGCGGGACGCAGUCGCUGGGCCGCUGCUGCAGGGAGAACUGGUUGCCGGGCCGCCGGCGACCAGAUCCAUGGCGCCCACGGAGGUCCUAGAGGUUUCUCCCGGUUCACCAACUAUAUCACAAGAACAUGUUGAUCCACCACUGAUAGAGAUUGCAGCAGAAAAAUCGCCGGAGCUGCCUGAGGAAAUCAUGAUGGAUAUAUUUGCCCUUUUUGUGGUCCCUGAAUUUGUGCGGGCUCUAUCUACUCCUUCUGGAACUCGGUGUAUACAAGAAUACAUAACAUCGGUCCACAGACACCAUGCCUCCUCUACACUUCAGAAUCAGCUGCUUCAGCUGCAUUUUGAGACGACAGGAUCGAACCAUGUAAGAAAAACGGUGCCACAGUGUAUGCAGACCUCAAAAAAUGCUUAUGGUGUUAAGAUGGAAAAAAAGGGACAAAUCCAACCAUAUUGCGCUUCUUAUUAUGAAUGUGACAAUAUCAUCGGACAUUGCAAGGGUACUCCUCAAGAAAGACACUACUGAAGAAUUCUUUCCUGAAAUGGAGGAGCAGUUCAAAGGCUCUGGGAAAGUAUACGCUCACGAGCUUUUGGCUAACCUGUUGUUGGCAAUGUUAGACAACAUAUACUGAGAAUGCUGAAUUUUUCACCAAGCUUAAAGCUUUGGACUGUUCAUUGAGGGAAACCUUCUCGUGUCAUGAUUCUAAAGCCCUCCCAAAUGAUUUUGAUCAAUUCAAGAUCAAUUAUAGUUCUUUAAAGGAAAAUUGGGCACUCGUUGAGAUUACCGCUAGGAUUGUGCAGGAGGAAGAGAGAUUUCCAUGUUGGCUCUGGAAGAGAAAGCAUGAUUCGACCUCAUAAUCCUCACUUUAACCUGGACAAUCCUAGUGGUCAUCUCAGCGAGUGUUCAAUUUUCCUUUAGAGAAUUAUAGUUGAUUUUGAUUUUAUCAAAAUCAGUUGGAAGGGACUCAAGAAUCAUGAGUAUGAGAAGGUUUUCACUUAAUGAACAAUCCAAAGCUCCAAGCUUGGUGAAAGCAUUCAUCAUUCUCAAUCUAUGUUGUCUAACAUUCCCAUCAACAGUGUACUUCUGAAGAAGCUUAGCCAAAAGCUCAUGAGCGUACACUUUCUCGAAGCCUUUGAAUUGCUCCUCCAUUUCAGCAAGGAAUUCUUUAUCAGUUUCUUUCUUGGGGCAAGGUUUCCUAAGCCUUAGAAAAGGCAAUUGAAGAAAGAAGCCUAUAAGUCAUUAAAGGGUAAAUAAGUCGGCGCCUCUUCUUCAACGUGCAUCAAUUUUGCUCCAAGGAAGGACACGCCCAAAGGGAAUGCCCAGGCUUCCUAAAAUGGAUGAAGGAAAUAGGUGCAACCACUCAUGUUGCUAAGUCUAUGCUGGGGUUCGUAUGAUUCAAACUAUAAGUUGAGGAACAAGAAAGUUUAAGGCAGCGAGAUGAGUUGAAGCUAUGGGAUCUCCCACGUUGGAGCUAUACAAUCUUUGACUGAAUAAUGUUCUUUGUCUACCUACCUUAAGUAGGAAUUUGAUUUCCGUUUCUUGUUUAGAUGAUGACAUGUACGAAUGUAUGUUUGGC